GUAGCCUGUGGUUACACGCAUGCGCAAAGAUCAGUUUCAACAUGGCGGACAAACACAAGCCAUCGAUUUGUUAGUAGUUUUUAUCUUGUUCUUUGGCUUCCGAAAAACGCCAUGACACGUUUCGCUCGGAUGCCCAAGAAAACCUUUCACGAGGCGACCGAAUGGGGAAAGUUUGAAGAUCCGAGCAAAGGGACAACAUCUGAAGGAAAGCAAAGCAAAAAUAAGGACACUGGAGAGAAGACAGAAAGCAUAGAACUUAAAGACAGAAAAAUAGAGAAGAAAAAAAAGAAGAGACAAAGGGAAGAUAAACAGCUGGGGGAAGAACCUUCUAAAGUUAAGAAGUCAAAAACAGAACAGGAACAUGUGAAAACAGAGAAAGGUGUUACACCCCAAAACAGUCAAAAGCAUUUUGAAAAAAAGCCGAAGAAUUUUAAUAAAUUACCUAAUAAAAAUAAUAAAACAGAUAGGGAAAAUGCAGUGGCACAGUUCAAAAAGAGCUUCUCUGGAGAGUCAAAAUAUGAAAAGAAACUUGAAAAGCAAAGAGAAGCGAGGAGGAAGCGAAGAGCUAAACAAAAGGGUGUGACUUGUUUCCAUUGUCGUGAGCUUGGUCAUCGUGCUGCAGAUUGUCCACAAACCAAGAAGACCAGCGCAGGUGUUGGAGUGUGUUAUAAGUGUGGUGCAACUUCACACAUCACAAAGCACUGCAAGGUCACCACAACAUCAGAAAGUCCCUUUCCAUUUGCAAAGUGUUUUAUCUGUGGUGAGACAGGCCAUUUAUCAAGUAGCUGCCCUGACAACCCUAAGGGGCUUUACCCUGAAGGUGGGGGAUGCAAGGAGUGUGGGUCUGUGGAGCACCUAAGAAGAGACUGCCCUGAGUUGGAGAGGAACAAACAAGAUGGAAGAUGGGCAAAGCAUGGGAAAAUGUUCAGAAGUGCAGAUGCUGAGCAAGAUCCAGAUGAUGAAAACCCACGAACUUAUAGACCAAAGAAACCCAAACAAAAAGUUGUCAAGUUUUAGGCAUUUCUCUUGAUUUAAAUGUUUCACUAAAAUCCAAACCUUAUGUUUGUAGAUAUAAGAUAUGUAAAUGUGCACUACGCAUAGAGGCUGACACUGUUGAAUUUUAUGUGAGAUGCAUGUAGACUUUUAAAAAGUCUUUACUGCAGUCAUAAAAUAAUAUUAAAAACAUUAGUCAGGUC
This is a messenger RNA of Nematostella vectensis (starlet sea anemone), 1196 nucleotides long. RefSeq names its product zinc finger CCHC domain-containing protein 9. Gene Ontology annotation, molecular function: zinc ion binding; nucleic acid binding. The record is from RefSeq and is a predicted model, not a curated record. Lineage: Eukaryota; Metazoa; Cnidaria; Anthozoa; Actiniaria; Edwardsiidae. The transcript has 5 exons. The coding region runs from base 112 to 1017 and encodes 301 amino acids.